Clunio marinus is the source of this 345-nucleotide messenger RNA. Lineage: Eukaryota; Metazoa; Arthropoda; Insecta; Diptera; Chironomidae. The record is from the annotation of a GenBank genome assembly.
AUGGGAGAAGCUGUCACACAUGACAUAGCAUUUUGGAAGAGGAAGGAAAAUGUGACAAGAAAUGCGUGUGACCUAAAGAACUCAUCCACACAGCAGCAAACUGUGUGGUCUAGCCUUAGAAUCCCUUACAAAAUAUCCCUUGUUCAUUCUUCUGUUUCUCUUUCCACAAAAAAAGAAAUUUUUGUUGAUGUUUAUAUGAAAUCAAAAACAGAUUCAACAGGGGGUCAUAUUAAGAAAGUUGUUUUAGAAUCUAUUGAAGACAUGUGUGAUACAAAUAUAUCAACUUUUGAAUUCAAUGUUCACAUAAAUGCUGAAAAUUGUCAUAUGAACUCUUCCAAAUCUUAA